Messenger RNA from Sorex fumeus (smoky shrew), 1435 nucleotides. RefSeq names its product activating transcription factor 3 (gene ATF3). Lineage: Eukaryota; Metazoa; Chordata; Mammalia; Eulipotyphla; Soricidae. Gene Ontology annotation, cellular component: nucleus. Bases 135 to 695 code for a protein of 186 amino acids. The transcript has 4 exons. Gene Ontology annotation, molecular function: RNA polymerase II cis-regulatory region sequence-specific DNA binding; DNA-binding transcription factor activity, RNA polymerase II-specific. Gene Ontology annotation, biological process: regulation of transcription by RNA polymerase II. The record is from RefSeq and is a predicted model, not a curated record.
GCCGGCCACAGCCGCACGCAGUCCGGCGCUCGCCGCUGCCCAGCGCCCCGCGCCCCGCGCCGCCGUCCCGCCGCCCCGGCCCCAGCGCGCCCGCGCCCCGGACCCUGGCCGCCCCGCGAGGACCCAGCAGCAAAAUGAUGCUCCAGAACCCAGGCCUGGUGGCUGCGUCAGAAGUCAGUGCCACGGCCGUUGUGCCCUGCCUGUCCCCACCGGCGUCGCUGGUCUUUGAACGCUUCGAACAGUUUGCCGCCAUGACCCCGUGCGUCAGGGAUGAGCUGCGGUUUGCCAUCCAGAACAAGCACAUGUACCACCGCAGGUCUUCCGCCUUCAACUCCAUCACAGCCGGCAGCGCCGGGCCCUUCGACAUGUCUCUCAGCAAAGCCGAGGAGGUGGUUCCGGAAGAGGACGAGAGGAAGAAGAGGCGGAGGGAGAGGAACAAGAUUGCAGCUGCCAAAUGCCGGAACAAGAAGAAGGAAAAGACAGAGUGUCUGCAGAAGGAGUCGGAGAAGCUGGAGAGCGUGAAUGCGUUGCUGAAGGCGCAGAUCGAGGAGCUGAAGCACGAGAAGCAGCACCUGAUGUACAUGCUCAACCUGCACAGGCCCACCUGCAUCGUGCACGCGCAGCAGGGCCGGACGCCCGAGGACGAGCACAGCCUCUUCCUGCCGCACCUCACGGAAGAGGCCAUGCAGAGCUGAGCUGGGCGGAGGCCUUGGACCGCAGCUACGAGAUCCUGCCCUGAGUCCGGCUCAGAGCGCAGCAGCCAGGGACCACGGGGACGGGGCCACGAGGGGCCUCCCGCUCGGGUCCCCUCUGGCCCGACUCCAGGCUGCUCUUGAACGCUCAGGAUGGUCCCCGGCUGGCCCUGCCCGCCUUCUAGCAGAUUCUACAAGACCAGGGCUCCUGCCUUCGGAGUCCUGCACCAGUGCCCAAACCUCGUGGAGGCGCCCAGGGAAAGAGGACGGUGUUUGGCAGAGCCGAGGGCUGGCUGGCGAGCUUCUGUCCCGUGCCCACAUGGCCCUGUGCAUGCUCUCGGCUCUGCUCCUGGCCAUAGACUGACCCGGAUGAGUGAGAAGAUCUUUCUGCCGGCAGGUGGCCCUCUGGAGCAUUCCUGGGCAAGACCUGGGCUCAUCACUGGCGCCGCUGUGAUGUCCAGGCCCACCGCAGCAAGGUUGCCCGGAAGGCCCUGAGUUAGCUGAUGUGAACGUCCCCCUGGAAGGCCUUGGCAGCCAGCUGACCCCAGAACUUCAGUGUGGCCACUGCGUCGCUUCUGUUGGUCACUCUGUCCAAGGCCACGCAUGGUCACAGGUUGAGGUCCUUGGAAUCUUUUGUCCUACCCAGUAGUGUCGUCAUGGUUUCCUGUGAGAAGGAAUGUCACUUAUUUAUCUUAGAUUCCUGCCUUGUCGCGAUAAUAAAUGUCAGAGCGGAGGUGCCAAGG